AUGAGACUCUUCGAGACUGGAGCUUUGCUGCUCGCUUCGGCGGGUCUUGUCACUGCACGAGUAGCUGCCGCAGCCGCCUGUGCGCUUCCAUCAACAUACCGCUGGAAUUCAACUGGUGCAUUGGCCAAUCCAAAAUCAGGAUGGGCGUCUCUCAAAGACUUUACUCACGUCACCUACAACGGGCAGCAUCUCGUCUUUGGAUCGUUCCACGACACUGGAUCAAUCUGGGGGUCCAUGAACUUUGGCCUGUUUAGCGACUGGUCUAACAUGGGAUCAGCCAGCCAGAACAAGAUGAAUCCAGGCACUGUUGCGCCCACACUCUUCUUCUUUUCUCCCAAAAACACUUGGGUCCUUGCCUAUCAAUGGGGACCAACUACCUUCUCCUACAUGGCAAACAGCAAUCCCUCGAGCGUGAGUGGAUGGUCGUCGCCGCAGCCUCUCUUCUCUGGAACUAUAUCCGGAGCGAGCGCUAUUGACCAGACAGUCAUUGGCGACAGCUCCAACAUGUACCUCUUUUUCGCUGGGGACAAUGGGAAGAUCUACAGGGCUAGCAUGCCUAUUGGAAACUUCCCGGGCAACUUUGGCACGGCCUCGACGGUGGUUAUGAGCGAUUCGACCAAUAACCUGUUCGAGGCCGUCCAAGUCUACACCAUCUCGGGCUCCAACCAAUAUCUCAUGAUUGUCGAGGCCAUUGGAGCAAACGGACGCUAUUUCCGAUCCUUCACCUCCAACAGCCUGAGCGGCUCAUGGACGGCGCAAGCCGCAAGUGAGAGCAAGCCUUUCGCCGGCAAGGCGAACAGCGGCGCUACUUGGACCAACGACAUCAGCCACGGUGAUUUGAUUCGCAGCAAUCCUGAUCAGACCAUGACGAUUGAUCCUUGCAACUUGCAGUUCCUGUACCAGGGCCGAGCGACCAACUCUGGGGGCACCUACGAUCUUUUGCCCUACCGACCAGGUCUGCUAACUCUGCAGCACUAA
Trichoderma atroviride IMI 206040 is the source of this 978-nucleotide messenger RNA. RefSeq lists its product as uncharacterized. Gene Ontology annotation, molecular function: alpha-L-arabinofuranosidase activity. The record is from RefSeq and is a predicted model, not a curated record. Lineage: Eukaryota; Fungi; Ascomycota; Sordariomycetes; Hypocreales; Hypocreaceae. Gene Ontology annotation, biological process: L-arabinose metabolic process.